This is a messenger RNA of Dendroctonus ponderosae (mountain pine beetle), 2843 nucleotides long. It is a transcript of the gene Nhe3, whose product is annotated as sodium/hydrogen exchanger 7. The record is from RefSeq and is a predicted model, not a curated record. Gene Ontology annotation, cellular component: recycling endosome; membrane. Lineage: Eukaryota; Metazoa; Arthropoda; Insecta; Coleoptera; Curculionidae. Gene Ontology annotation, molecular function: sodium:proton antiporter activity. Gene Ontology annotation, biological process: proton transmembrane transport; sodium ion transport; regulation of pH. Bases 145 to 2133 code for a protein of 662 amino acids. The transcript is spliced from 13 exons.
AAUUGUCAAAAAAUCAGACUAGUGAAAUUGAAAAUAAUAAAUAAUGUGAAGUGAAUCAAAGCAUGAUCAAAGCUUUUAAAAACUGAAUAAUUGCCUUAACUCUUGAGCAUCACUUUUGCACUCUUGAUUUCUCACACGGUAAAGAUGGGACUGAUUACGUUAAGCCAUUUGAUAAUAACACUGCAAGUUGUGAUAAAUACUGUUCAUGGGGCUCCUUCAGAUAUUCAGCUGGAUGCAAAAGCCCAAUCCACUCACCGACUAGAUAGCUUAAAUUUACUCUCCUAUACCCUUCUUUUAAUUUUAACUGUAUUAACUAUUUGGCUUUUUAAGCAUCGUAGAUUAAGUUUUGUACAUGAGACAGGCUUAGCUGUUAUAUAUGGCCUUAUAGUAGGGGCUAUUAUAAGAUAUUCUGGUGCAACCUCCCAAGUAAUAAACAUGCAGGUGUUCGUAGACGAAACCAAAUAUAACUCCAGCCUGCCGCCAGAUACAUUGUCUUUAUACAUGCCUAAACCCAAUCCAAGCAGAAAUCUUACUUUCCAGUAUGUUUUUCGCAAUGAAAUCGACGAUGUCAAAGAAAACGAGAUUGACUUGAAAGCCACGUUUGAUCCAGAGAUAUUUUUUAACAUUAUCUUGCCCCCCAUCAUUUUCCAUGCUGGAUAUUCAUUGAAACGGAAAUAUUUCUUUCGUAAUCUGGGUGCAAUCUUAACUUACGCAAUUAUCGGUACGACUGUUUCCUCCUUUAUUGUGGGCAUACUGAUGUAUGGUUGCGUACAGUUAAUGCCAAUCCGACUCGCCACUAGCUUUACCUUCUUGGACACCCUUUACUUCGGAGCACUAAUCUCCUCUACUGACCCUUUGACAAUCAUAGCUAUUUUUAACGAUUUAAACGUAGAUGUUAAUCUGUAUGCCUUAGUAUUUGGUGAAAGUGUUCUUAAUGAUGCUGUUGCUAUCGUUCUUAGCGGGUCCAUUCAACACUACGGCAAAAGAUAUCAAUUGGGCACGGGAGGUUUUGAAAUAAAAGCGUUUUUCCAGGCAGUGGGAGACUUUUGCGGCAUAUUCAUGCUGUCGUUACUUAUUGGCGCCGCUAUGGGCUGCAUCACUGCAUUGAUGACCAAGUAUACGAGAGUACGAGAUUUUCCAUUAUUGGAAUCCGCUUUGUUUGUGCUCAUGUCUUACAGCACAUUCUUGAUAGCUGAAGCAUCGGACCUGACUGGUGUGGUAUCAGUAUUAUUUUGCGGAAUUUGCCAAGCGCACUACACUUACAAUAAUCUAUCAGAAGACUCGAGAAUAAGGACCAAGCAAAUAUUCGAGCUGCUCAAUUUCUUGGCGGAAAAUUUUAUAUUUUCUUACAUCGGUGUUUCCAUGUUCACGUUUCCGAAGCACCACUUCGAAACGUGGUUUAUUAUUGCUGGAUUUAUUUGUGCCGCCAUAGGACGAGCAGCAAAUGUAUACCCGUUAUCAUUUCUGCUCAACUUGGGCCGACAUCCGAAAAUCCCGUUAAACUUCCAACACAUGCUGUUUUUUGCUGGACUACGAGGGGCCAUGUCAUUUGCUUUGGCGAUUAGAAAUACCAGGUCGGAAGCUAGACAGGCAAUGUUAACCACAACUUCACUUAUAGUGAUCAUAACUGUGAUAAUUCAAGGAGGAGCCAGCAUGAAUUUGUUGAAGUGGCUGAAAAUACCAGUGGGCAGCGAUGAAGAAACAGAGGCCUUGUCGCAGAAUGGUGGUCACAGUGUAUACAAUUCAAUGGAAAGAGGUUCUGCGGGAAACUCAACUCCUAGAAGUGACUGCAACGAGCCGUUUGGCGCUCCACAGCGUCCCACACAGAACGAAAAGGCCCUUUUAGCGCGAGUAUGGGGCUCGUUGGAUAGCAAGUACAUGAAACCCUUGUUAACCCACUCCAGACCCACUCUUUUGGAGACGCUUCCAGUUUGCUGCACUCCUCUGGCUAGAUUUUUAACUACGACGGAGCAAUUGACUCAGGACGGGUCAAAUUCGAAAAGACGAGAUUCAGAUUCCGAUCUCUGUAUUGAAGAAAACGACUUAUCGAUUAACUCGAGAAUUAACACCCGAGUAAGUGUUUAUAACAGAGUGAUUAGCUACUGUGUAAACGGAGCUAUACGUAUCAACUGAGACUAGAGGAUGAUUUAUUCCGUCUUGUAAAAUCGAUUAACUUUGAGUUUUGUUUUCAGCCAAUCAACGCCAUCAGCGGCCACCAGGUGUAAAGGCACCAAGGUGUAAAACCUCUGAUCUACAAAUCAUAUUAUGUAAUCGCCUAGUCACUACUCAUACCACUAGUAUACUUAUGAAUUUAACUACUCGUGCUAACUCUAAUGGAAGAGGCUGAUAACCCGAUCAAAAACUAAUAAUAUUCAUUGUUCGAAUUUUUAGUUAAUUUAAUGGGUAGAAGCAAGAUGAGUAAUUAGUUUUCGGUGUGUUUAUUGGAAGAUAUGUUCCUUUUUUGAAUUGUUAUGUUGUUUAUUUCUUGUAUAACAUAACAGCCGUUAUUACCGGUAAAUGUUGUUUAUUUUGUUACACUGUCAGCACAGAUUAUUAUGUAAAAAACUUUUUGAUUCUUGAUGUGUUAGAUUUCAUCAAAACGUAAUUUGUUAGAAUUAAAAGUCUAUUCUGUGAUAGCUGAGUGUUGAGUGAAAUGUUACUUGGUUGCUGCUUAUCGAGUACUUACAGUUAUUGACAGAUUAUAGUCAUGUAAGUAGCCUAAUUCAUUCAAUUCUGAAACUGUAUUUUGAAUUGACAUGAUUUAUUAGUUUUGUGAUAUCUGAUCUGUCAAAUGUUUUUUCUUUCUAUGAAUUAUUAUUAAAGUUAAAGUGAAUGUCCCGUUG